GUGUGAAGUGAGAAAGGAAGGAAGAGGAUAAGGUGGAAUUCGAAAGGUGCCCUUCGGACGAGGUCAGACAGACCUGCAAACAUGAACCCCGUCGCUUGUCAUCGUCUUCAAGCGAGCGCCGCCACCCCUCCCUUCGCAUCCCGCUGCCGAGCAGCGCCCCAGACCCCUCGCUCCGUCUCUCGUCUUCCUCCUCGUGCGAGCGCCUCCACCGCAGGUAAUAGGAUAAAUGUACAAGGUGCAUUUUUUUUGCGAUGCUCCACUUGGAAAAAAGCUAGCAAUAGACCCUUCCGUGUGUACAGCUUAUUUGGAGGAAAGAAGGAGAAAGAUGAGAAUGGUGACGAGGCACCAUCAAAAGGAGGAAUCUUUGGAAAUAUUGGAAAUAUGCAAAACCUCUACGAAACUGUGAAGAAGGCUCAAAUGGUUGUCCAGGUGGAGGCUGUGCGGGUGCAAAAGGAGCUUGCAGCGACUGAGAUUGAGGGCUAUUGUGAAGGUGAACUAAUCAAGGUUACACUUUCUGGAAACCAGCAACCCAUAAAUGUUGAAAUCACGGAAGCUGCUAUGGAGUUGGGCGCUGAAAAAGUCUCUGAGUUGGUCAAUGAAGCCUACAAGGAUGCACAUCAGAGGAGCGUUCAGGCAAUGAAGGAGAGGAUGGCCGAUUUGGCACAGAGCAUAGGAAUGCCCGCGGGCCUCGGCGACGGUCUCAAGUGAUGGUCUGCAGCCUGCAUACUUCGCAAUAAUGAAAGAAGCAUCUCUCAAUUUUGUAUUCUAGCUGUAUUGAGUCAUCAGUUAAUCCUCUUCGUGACAUCCGUUAGUUGUGCAGUUGUGCAAGAACUGUAAUUGUGAACACUUGUUUCCUUGAUCAUGGGCAGAUCAUAGUUACAACAUUCGAACUAGCGUGUUGUUCUGUACCAAAAGAUGCUGCUUUUGUGCUCUCUGGAAAUAUUUGUAAACAAAUUACUGCAUAGCGGAAUCUGUUACGGAGUAUUCUGAUUAGUUUGCUA
This is a messenger RNA of Brachypodium distachyon (stiff brome), 1001 nucleotides long. Its product is annotated as nucleoid-associated protein At2g24020, chloroplastic. The record is from RefSeq and is a predicted model, not a curated record. The transcript has 7 exons. Gene Ontology annotation, molecular function: DNA binding. Bases 82 to 708 code for a protein of 208 amino acids. NCBI's taxonomy places the organism in Eukaryota, Viridiplantae, Streptophyta, Magnoliopsida, Poales, Poaceae.